GUUUCAUGGAUUGCUGGAGUUUUAGUUAUUUUAUGCUCCCUUGAUAUGUGAAAAGUAUAAAUAUUCGAUAUAAUUGCGCUGAUUACUUUAGAUUGUGUUGACUGUAUUGCAACUACGACGAGUUCUAGACAAAAUGGCUUUUCCAGUUAGAACACACAGUUUAUCUACAAACCAUUGUAAGAUUUAGUUGACCUUGCGUAGGUAAGAAGUCGACCUUUUCCCUGGCAAGGUCUGUUAAAAAUUAGAAAUGUCUUCGAAUCAUGUUCAGGAUUUAAAACAUGAAAGUUCUGGCCACAAUAUGGAUGCAGUACAUAUGAUACCAGUGGUAUCUGCGCAAGAUGAAGCUUCAUACUCCAUCUCACACUCGAUCGCAACUAAAAGUGAUACGGUUACGAUAUCUGAAGCAUCCUCAUGUAGGUCUAAUCACGAAGCUAGCAUACAAGGAAAGAAUCCACCCGAAGUAUUAAAUGGAAAUAAAGAACUGGAUCACCAUUCUGAAAUCCCUGAACAAAACUUAGUUGUUUAUGAAAUCAUUGAUGGUAAAGACGCUGAAAUAACACACAUUCAAAAUCAAGUCACUUAUGAAAAUGAAGCUGGUACAUCAUCCGGUUUUGGAUCAGUUGCAUCAGCUGAUUCACUGAGUGAAAAUUCUGCCAAUGUGCAAGUGGAUGAUGAAUUAUGUGUAAUAGAAAGUGAAGUAAUUCACCUUCCAGAUUCAGCUCAAGAAUUCUCGAAUACCAAUAUGAAUAAUGACAUUCCCAGUAGUGAACAUGAGAGUCAAAAUUUGCCAUAUUGUGUAAUAUGUGGCGAUAAGGGGUCAGGAUUUCAUUACUCUGUAUAUUCAUGUGAAGGCUGUAAAGGAUUUUUCAAAAGAACAGUGCAGAAGAACUUGACAUAUAAGUGUAAAGAUAAUUUUCACUGCGUUAUAAACAAGUUUACAAGAAACAAUUGCCAGUUUUGCAGAUUCCAAAAAUGCAUGCAAAAUGGAAUGAAGAAAGAAGCUGUGCGUGAAGACAGAACACCCGGGGGAAAACAUCGUCAUAAACGCCUUAAGACAGACGGUGCCUACACAGUUGUUGGAACUAAUAUAUUAGAGACCUUAAACCUUUCAAGUGACCUGGAUGUCCUUUUAGGGAAACUUGUUGCUGCAAAGCCAGAUACAGUUCCUUUAACAGAAGAGACAACUGACGUGAAUCAGCUGACAGUGAAUGAAUUGAUGCAGUAUGGUUAUAUGGAACUGCGCUUUAUCAUUCAAUGGGCAAAAAAAGUUCCAGGGUUCCAAGGUUUAAAAACAGUUGAUCAGAUGAGUCUGUUAAAGUCUGCGUUCAUGGAGUUGAACAUAUUACGCCUCGCUUAUAGAUCUUUGAAGGUAGAAGAUGGUUAUAUUGCAUUCACCGAUUCAAUCGUACUUAACAUGAGCCAGACUACAGCUAUGGGAUGGGGAGAAUCUCUAGUCUCCGCAACUCUGGAUUUUGUAGAUAGGUUGAAAUCUGUCAGUAAUCCAGAUCUAACUGAGUUCUGUGUCAUGAAUGCGGUUGUCCUUUUAGCACCAGAUGCUGCUGGGAUAACAGAGAAAUCCACAGUAAUGGCUCUUCAGAAUAAGAUUCUUGAAGCACUGCGCCAUUACCAGCUCCAGACUUACCCUACUGACAGUAGGCGCUAUGGAAAAAUGUUGCUACGGUUACCUGCUUUAAGGACAGUUAGUGCCAAGGCAACUGAGCAGUUCCUUACAUUGACUGUAGAGGGAUCUGUUCAAAUGGAUACAUUGACCUCAGAACUGUUGGGAUAAAAUAAGUAAUAAUAGUCCUAAGCUCUUAAUAGGGUAUUAAUGAUACUGUACUCUUGGUUAUUUUCACGAUUUUUAAUUUCACAAAUUUGGAGAAAUCACAAUUUCGCUGCUAUUAAUUUUUUUCAUUAGUCACAAUCAUAAAAAGCAUGAAAUUAAAUCGCACAUGAAAAAUACCAGGAUUACAGUUAUUGUAAAUGGAUGAAACGUAACAAUGAUUGCAGCAGUAAGAUCACUCUUAAAAAUAUUCAA
Owenia fusiformis is the source of this 2038-nucleotide messenger RNA. The record is from the annotation of a GenBank genome assembly. Lineage: Eukaryota; Metazoa; Annelida; Polychaeta; Sabellida; Oweniidae.